Messenger RNA from Ilyonectria robusta, 1077 nucleotides. RefSeq lists its product as uncharacterized. Lineage: Eukaryota; Fungi; Ascomycota; Sordariomycetes; Hypocreales; Nectriaceae. Gene Ontology annotation, biological process: rRNA processing; tRNA processing; nuclear-transcribed mRNA catabolic process, RNase MRP-dependent. The record is from RefSeq and is a predicted model, not a curated record. Gene Ontology annotation, molecular function: ribonuclease MRP activity. Bases 223 to 918 code for a protein of 231 amino acids. The transcript is spliced from 3 exons. Gene Ontology annotation, cellular component: ribonuclease MRP complex; nucleolar ribonuclease P complex; cytosol.
CGCCGACCCACACAAGACAGCGCCUCGUGUGAAUAAUUUCAACCCUCACUCAACGCUUCGACGUCGUCCCGUCUGCGGUCAAUUGAUCCACGCACACGCCCUCCCUUUUAAACAUUAGACCAUUUGAUUUGCUUAGAGACAUUCAGAUCGUCAAGGUACACGGAGUUCCUCUCCCUGACCGCCAACAACUCAGUUGGCCAAGACUCAGUCGAGUCACUCACCAUGGCCAACACUCCACAGCCCAGUCGAAAAAGAGUUGUUCAUCAACUGGACACGCCAUUUUCAGCUAUCCCGUGGCCAACGAUUUCUUCCGGGGACCAGGAUACCAUUCUUGAACUGCUAUGCGACCUCUUAAGCCCCUUGGGCCAACAUCGCCAAAGUUAUACCAAACCGUCCAAGGGUAAAAGAGCAGCAAAACGGGACAAGGCAGCCAAAAAGUCUCAGGAUCCCGCUGAAGAGUCCCCAGUGCCACCCACGCCUGAGCUAAACGCCAGGAUUGAUGUCGGCCUGAACUCCAUUACCAGAAAUCUUGACCCGCUGGGUGACAGCUCUGACCGACAGUAUUCCAUGGUUUUUGUAGCACGCGGGGACCAAGGGUCAUCAUUUAACUGCCACUUCCCGCAGAUGGUUGGUGCCACCUCGAAAUGCCUCGAUUCUGAGAAGAAGAUCCGGUUGGUCGGGUUCUCCAAACCGUGCUCUGACAGGCUGAGUGCUUGUUUGGGGCUACCCAGAGUUUCGUCUGUUGCAAUCACGACCGAUGCCCCUGGUGCCAAUGCUUUGCAGGAGUUUGUACAGAAGACGGUGGCGCCCGUGAAUGCGGCCUGGCUGGAUAAAUCCCAAGACACACAUUACCUAGCGACGAUGAUCAAUGCGACUGAGAUCACGGUUGCACCCAAGCGAGUCCGAAAUGAGGCAUAGCACAAGGCCAUAGUAUGUACCCUAUAAUAAAAUAUUGAGGACAAGUUUUUUGAGGUGGUCCCUUCAUGGGUGACCAGAUAUCCGCGUCAAAUACAUAUGGGGAGAAAGGAGGAUGGCCUUACUUCAGGGUGAUCUUUACCUAACCACUACCGUUCAUCA